UUAGACUACGUGAUUGAAUUGAUGAUAAUCGAUCGUAUAUGCAUCAUCAACAUAUAUUGUACAUCAUCUUAACCAUCGAUUCUGAUGAGAAUGCCAAAAUUAUUUUGAGCAAACAUACUUGAUGCUUUUUAAGUAAUUCCGGACGGGGUCGAUCGGAAUUCAAAACCAAAGUUCCGGAACGAGCCGCGCGCGUCGCGUUUUUCGCCGCCCAAACUUUUUCCCCUUUCCUUGUGCAAGAAGAACCCCUCUUCUCCUCCAUUUUCAUCUGCCCGUUCGCUGUGCAGUGCGUCAGACUGACCACCAUUUGCAACUUGCCUGCAACUCGCGAGUCCUAUCGGCCGGUACAGCAGCGGUAUGAGCCGAUUCACAUUUCUCUGUACCAAGAAUGAUUCACCGCCGACUAUGAUAUCAGUCACAUUGUUCCAGAUAGAAUAGAAACCUGGUCAAGAGUAACUGAACCUGGUUUCUAGCAUGCGGAGGGGCGUGGCCCGACGACUCCAGUGGCCGCUUAGCAUCUUCUUUUGUUCCUCCCGCCGCCUCCAUAGGAAAAGUGUCUACCAGGGUUCCGGGAACAGGAAUAACCUCCAUGAGCGCCGUCACAAGCCUAACUCAGAAGAGCCGCUGAGAAGGCCCAUCCCCGUCCUCUCCAAGAUCAAGGACGCCCGGACUCCGGAGGGUGCCUUACUCAUCUUUAAUGACUACCAGCAACGUGGGUACAGGCACGACUAUCCUUCCUACUCGGCCCUCGUCUACAAGCUCGCUCACUUUGCAGAGUUCUCCGCCGUCGACUCUGUCCUCGACCGCCUCGAGCAUACCGACAUUCGCUGCAAUGAGAAGCUCUUCGUCGCCGUCAUCCAGCACUAUGGCAGGGCGUCUCUCUUCCAGGAAGCGGUCCGGCUCUUCAAUCGCAUGCAGCGCUUCAACUGUUCUAGGACGCUCAAGUCCUUCAACACCCUCCUCGACGUCCUCGUAUCCGGCAGCCGCUUUUCGUCGGCGGAGCGCCUUCUCAAGCAGUCAAGGCACUUGGGUUUUCGUCCUAAUGCCGUGACUUACAAUAUUAUGAUAAAGGGCUGGUGCGAUUCCGGCCGUUGGGAUGACGCGUGCAAACUGUUCGACGUAAUGGCUGAGAGAAGGAUUUUGCCGACGGUAGUCACUUACAAUACACUGAUCGGCUUUUUAUGCAGACGGGGGGAUUUGAGCGAGGCUGAGGGGGUGGUAGAUGAUAUGGUGAAGAGAGGAGCACGACCGAAUCAGACAACGUAUGCGCUCAUCAUGGAGGGUUUAUGUGAAGGAAGGAAAUACCAUGAAGCUCGGAAGCUUAUGUUUGAUAUGGACUACAGGGGAUGCAAACCGGGGUUGGUGAAUUUUGGCGUAUUGAUGACUAGUUUGGGGAAGAACGGGAAGAUAGAGGAGGCAAGAGAUUUAUUGGUGGAGAUGAAAAGAAGGCACUACAAACCAGAUGUGGUCAUAUACAACAUUCUGAUAAACUAUCUAUGCAAGGGAGGAAAUGUGGAUAGUGCCUAUGAUGUCCUAAUGGAGAUGCAGAUUGAGGGUUGUCUACCUAAUGCUGCUACGUACAGGAUGAUGGUUGACGGAUUCUGCACGGUAGGGGAGUUCAGGAGGGCGUUGGGUGUUUUGCAUGCAAUGUCUAUAUGCAGACAUAGUGUCCGGGUUAGUACCUAUUUCUUGCUUCUAAGGGGACUAUGUGAGUGCAAGGAAGAGGAAGGUGCGAGGUGGGUGAUGGAGGAACUGGAGCGGAGGAAGAUUGGUGUGGAUUUGGACACUUGGGAUGUCUUGAUUAGGUCACUAUGUCUGGGGGACUUGAUGACCAUUAAAUUGCUGGAAGAGUGUACUGAUUCUUAAGACAAUGCACUGUUGUUAAGCUCCCACGAUUUUUAGUUUAAUCAUCCUUUAUGCUGAUUGAAGGUGAGGAAGCAAAUUUUUAUGCCAAUUGAACACAAAUGCCAUCGAACUGUUGUAUAAAACUCGAGCCGUUUCCUUGUAGGAAUGGAUAGCGACACCAGAUGGGGCUGCCUGUCCUGUUAUAAUCUGUCUUAUAACAUGUUGGAAAGAGUGAUAUUUAUGACCUUGUAUUGGCGCCAUUGACGUUCUUAUGAAUAAAUAGCCACUGAUUAUUGUACA
This is a messenger RNA of Nymphaea colorata (pocket water lily), 2142 nucleotides long. RefSeq names its product pentatricopeptide repeat-containing protein At1g07740, mitochondrial. Lineage: Eukaryota; Viridiplantae; Streptophyta; Magnoliopsida; Nymphaeales; Nymphaeaceae. The transcript has 2 exons. The record is from RefSeq and is a predicted model, not a curated record. Gene Ontology annotation, molecular function: protein binding. Bases 472 to 1863 code for a protein of 463 amino acids.